Messenger RNA from Melanotaenia boesemani (Boeseman's rainbowfish), 2724 nucleotides. It is a transcript of the gene zmpste24, whose product is annotated as zinc metallopeptidase, STE24 homolog. Gene Ontology annotation, cellular component: endoplasmic reticulum membrane. NCBI's taxonomy places the organism in Eukaryota, Metazoa, Chordata, Actinopteri, Atheriniformes, Melanotaeniidae. Gene Ontology annotation, molecular function: metalloendopeptidase activity. The transcript has 9 exons. The record is from RefSeq and is a predicted model, not a curated record. Gene Ontology annotation, biological process: CAAX-box protein processing. The coding region runs from base 290 to 1693 and encodes 467 amino acids.
UUCAUAGGGGGUAGAAUUCGUGGAGACUUUUUAUCGACAGGCUCGUUCGCAUCGAUGAAUGGAAUGAUAUAAGAUGUAAAAGCCUUGACUUGGGAAUGGAAACUAGUGCCAGGAUUGUGCUUUUAGUCUGAAUCUGUAGAUUAAACGUGAGGGUAGUUCGCAUAUAAAUCCAAAUCAAAUUUGAAGUGUUUUUGUGUGAGGAGCGGAAGCUACUUAGCCGUUAGCCCAAGUACCAAUCAGGCUAAAAAAUCGAGCUAGUCAGCGCUGCUCUGGAAAACCCAAAGCAAAAAUGGUUGAAACAAUAUUUGACCUCCCGGUGGAAAAACAAAUAUUUUAUGCUGUCUUGGGGUUCUCAUGGACAGUGUAUCUUUGGGAAGCAUACUUGUCUUAUAGACAGAGGAGAAUAUAUAGGUCAACAACACAUGUGCCACAGGAGCUAGGGAAGAUCAUGGACUCUGAAACCUUUGAGAAGUCACGCCUUUAUCAACUGGAUAAAAGCAACUUCAGCUUUUGGUCUGGUCUCUAUUCUGAGACUGAAGGGACGCUGAUCCUGCUACUGUGUGGAAUCCCAUUUCUGUGGGGUGUCGCUGGUUCUGUGACAGUUCGCUUCGGAUUUGGUCCAGACUAUGAGAUCACCCAGUCCUUGGUGUUUCUGACACUUGCCACCCUGUUCAGUGCCUUAACUGGACUUCCCUGGAGUUUGUACAACACAUUUGUCAUUGAGGAGAAGCAUGGCUUUAAUCAGCAGACACUGGGGUUCUUCCUCAAGGACGCUGUGAAGAAGUUUGUUGUGACCCAGUGUAUUCUACUGCCUGUGACCUCACUGCUCCUGUACAUCAUAAAGAUCGGUGGAGACUACUUCUUCAUCUAUGCUUGGCUCUUUACCCUGGCUGUUUCUCUGGUGCUUGUAACCAUCUAUGCUGAUUACAUUGCUCCCCUGUUUGACAAGUUCACUCCAUUGCCAGAAGGAGAGUUAAAGACAGCAAUUGAGACUAUGGCCAAAAGUAUAAGCUUUCCCCUCACUAAAAUUUAUGUAGUUGAAGGUUCCAAACGUUCAUCACACAGCAAUGCAUACUUCUAUGGCUUCUUCAAGAACAAGCGCAUUGUGCUGUUUGAUACUCUGUUGGAAGACUACUCUCCUCUGAACAAGGCUGGAGAGCCACAACCCGAGCAGCCAGAGAGUGAUGAGACACCCACCGACACAAAAACCAAGCCCAAGAACAAGAAACAAGGAUGCAACAACCUUGAGAUCCUUGCAGUUUUGGGUCAUGAGCUUGGCCACUGGAAACUCGGUCAUACUGUCAAGAACAUUGUGAUCAGUCAGAUGAAUUCCUUCCUGUGUUUUUUCCUGUUUGCUGUUCUGAUUGGACGCAGGGAGCUAUUUGUAGCUUUUGGAUUCAUUGACAGCCAGCCCACAUUAAUAGGAUUGAUGAUUAUCUUCCAGUUCAUCUUUUCUCCAUACAAUGAGCUCCUGUCCUUCUGUCUGACAGUCCUGAGUCGCAGGUUUGAGUUCCAGGCAGAUGCCUUUGCACGUAGUAUGGGUAAAGCCUCAGAGCUCUACUCUGCUCUUAUCAAGCUCAACAAAGACAACUUGGGCUUCCCCGUUGCAGACUGGUUGUUCUCCAUGUGGCACUAUUCCCAUCCUCCUCUUCUCGAGCGCCUCAGAGCGCUGGGCAACGUCAAGCAAGACUGACGGGGCUGGAAGGGGGAGCGGCGACCGCUGCCUCCUCCGAAGGGCCUCCGCAGACCUCUACUGGCCCUGUGAUGCACCCUGAUCAUUUUCUUCCCAUCUGUCCCCCACCAUCUAGUUUUAUCUUAUUUUAGCUAUUCCUUUACUUGCCAUUGAUUUCCAUUUUGUUCCCUUUGAAUCUUUAACAACAAAACCAAAACACAUCAGCACGAGGCAGCCUAGAAAUUGUUGGCCUUUACUCUCACUUUCUCUUCAAACACCUAUUACGCAAUUGCUGUGAGCAAUAUAUCUGGACAAUGCUUGUUUUUAAAGAAAGAAAAAGUCAUUAUACUGGUCUGUUUUCUUCUGAUUGGGUUGAUAAUUUUGUUUAAGAAAUGUACAUUUCAAAUAAAUAGUUCUUUAUGAUUUCAAGAGGUAAGAAGGAGUAAAGAAAGUUAAGGGAAAAAAAAGUUUUCUGGUCUGUAGACGUUACUGUUGUGAUGCUGACAUACAUCCAACUACUGAUGAUAUAGAAGAAUAUUUUUUUAUUAAUGCUUUUGAGAUGCACAGGCCAGAUUUAGUUUUGUCCCCCAAGCUGUGUUUUUAUAUUUUGUUAGAGGAACUGUGUAGAUGCUCGGUCACCAUUACACUUUGAGUGCCUCUAAUCAUCUGUUUUUGUGUUAAAAGUGAACAUUUAUUUGACGUUAAACUAAAUUUUUUUUUACAAGAUUUGAGGAAAUUGAGGUUAUUUUAUUUUUUCUUAAGCUCUUGCUCGACUUCAAGAGUCCAAGCAUACCUGUAUAUAUGUAUUUUUGAUGAUUAGAGUUAAGAUGUAUGAAGUGAAUUGUAAAAACAUUGAAUGUGGUUUAAUUUUAAUUUGACACAAUGUUUAGUUUCUUCUAUCAAUUUUGGUCCUGCCUGGCAAGUAAAGUAUUUAUUGGGGACUUUGGAGAGGAGGCUGAUAAGGUUCCUUUCACCACAUGAGCCAGAUUUUGGUUUGUUCAAAGAGGGAGGGUGUGCUUUCUUUGCUGCGUUGAUUAAAAUCCUACAAAGCA